AUGAAUCGUCUAAAUUCAGAUACUGAAAUAAAAGUUAGUGCAUCAAUACGUUUUCUGAAUGAAACAAUACAAUUUAAUGCCAAUGAACCAUCAUUAGCAUAUUAUCGAAUUCAAGAACAUGUACAAAAAAAUUUGCCAUCAAUGGUACAAAGAAAAUAUGAACUUCAAAAUUUACAAGAACAAAUGAGUGGUCUUGUUUUUGAUAUUGAAUAUAGUGUUGAUGCUGUCAAAGAUUUAGCAAAAAGUACUGAACAUGUUAAUAAUAUUCUUACACAUUUAGAAAAGGCACUUUCUAUUGGUAGCCAAAUAAGUUUAUUUCGACAGCAACAUAUUGAACAACAAUUGUUUGAAAAGAAAGAUGGACCUUUAUUAUCAUCACUAAAAAAAUAA
Rotaria socialis is the source of this 390-nucleotide messenger RNA. Lineage: Eukaryota; Metazoa; Rotifera; Eurotatoria; Philodinida; Philodinidae. The record is from the annotation of a GenBank genome assembly.